Messenger RNA from Babjeviella inositovora NRRL Y-12698, 684 nucleotides. RefSeq lists its product as uncharacterized. NCBI's taxonomy places the organism in Eukaryota, Fungi, Ascomycota, Pichiomycetes, Serinales. The record is from RefSeq and is a predicted model, not a curated record. The transcript has a single exon. Bases 188 to 562 code for a protein of 124 amino acids.
CUACCUUUUUUAUUUUCCUACUUCGCAUACUAAGCUUCAUCGCAACCUAUCUGUAGCUACUAGUUAGCGUAAAUCCUGCACGUAUCAAAAAAAAACAGUUAAUCCUGCACCAAGGUAUAUUAUCUGAGAUAUUUUGGAGAUAAGUAGUCGCUACAGCGAAAAGAUAUACCUGGCAUUCAAUUUAACCAUGUCUAGCGUGCAAGAACUCACAAACCCACAGGUGUGCCAACUAUUGCCGUCUUCGGCUGAAAACUUCCGUGGAUACCCCUGUAAAGUUGUCACCGUUGCCUCCAGGCCUCACAUUUCGGAUGAGGGGACAGACACAACCAUUCAGGGGAGGCUAUACAAUAUUGAUCCAAUUACAAAGACAGUUAUAUUGUUCAACAAGGCAUGCGAAUCGCAGGAGACGCUGGUAAGUUACCUUUUCAAUGUUGUUCCGAUAAGUUCAGUUGAGAAGCUAGUUGUAACCGAGAUUCUGGAAACAGAACUGGUAGGGCUAGAGUUGGCUAGGGUGGCCGAAUUCUUGGGGGAAGGAAUUAAUGCGAAAAGUUUCGCCACCUGAAAAUAGGACUGCCAAUGCAAAAUAAAUAAAUAAUGAUACUCCUUUGGGAGGCUACCUCCCCUUGAGAACCCAACCCCGAGACGGAUGGAUCUGAGUCAAGACCUCGAAGCACACAAAAAUGA